Messenger RNA from Zasmidium cellare ATCC 36951, 2715 nucleotides. RefSeq names its product glycoside hydrolase family 36 protein. The transcript has a single exon. The record is from RefSeq and is a predicted model, not a curated record. NCBI's taxonomy places the organism in Eukaryota, Fungi, Ascomycota, Dothideomycetes, Mycosphaerellales, Mycosphaerellaceae. The coding region runs from base 1 to 2715 and encodes 904 amino acids.
AUGAUCGGUGUCCCCACUGAACAAGAACCAUUGGAGCCGAAGCCUGCCUUCUACCCUACGGACAAGGCUGCAGACGACAUGUAUUUCAAAGUAACUUGCUCCCCAUCAUUGGGCCAGGCCACUACCAUUUGCCGCCACCAAGACAGCGUCCGCUUCUCUGUGUUGUUGGAGACCAACGCUCCUAGUCGCGUGGAGGAAGACGAGCCUCAGGUCUGCAUCUGGCACAAUCAUGGUGGCCAUCACGAUUGGGCUGAGCUGUCGUUGAAGCCGACUGCAGAAGGCAAAGAUGUCCUGCUCCUCAACAGACCACAGGAUCGAUCCAUCUCACGAAGAUGGUUCACAGCCGAGCUGCCUGGCCUCCCCAAGCAUGGUCAAGUCAUGUCCUUUACGGUGAAGUUUUUGGUUGAUACCGACCAUGGCUGGAGAUGGAUCAAGGACACAACCGGCGUGGAUGACGGCGAGCUGCACUACCAAAGUGCCGACUUCGCGAAGCACUCUUCAUACGAUCUCAAGCACUGGUUCAGUGAGAUCAGUCCAGAUAUUCAAGUCCAAAGUGAGAGGCCAGACACUGAGGGCACCUACCUGUACUCUUUGACGGCCCCUGUCGGACCUGCGAAAGACACAGAGUCUGGCUGGCAGCAUCAUCAGCUGGGCCUACCUAAUCAUAGCUCGAGAUGGUUUAGUCUUGUCAGACUAUGGGUGCCGUGGCUAGCUCCCAGGCAAGGCAAAGGCCAGCUCGACUUGGACAAAGAUGGUGUUCUCUUGUCUUUCUUACGAACAGAUGGCUUGCAUGUCGUGGUACUUGGCAUCAGUGGCAUUGACGAUAUCAUAACGACGUUCUUCAACGACAGACAUGGGAACGUCAUCAUCAAAGGCCGCAACGACCGUACAGAAGUCGGCACAGCGAGAGUGUUGGUAGCAGUGGCGCAGACCUUCGAGAUUGCCAACGCCGCUGUGUUCUACCAUGCACGUAAGGUUGUCCGCUCAUACGACGUCAGCUCUACCGACGAUGAGGUGACCAAGCGAUGGAGCGAGGUCAAACCUGAAUGGCUUGAGGUAUGUAAAGCUAUCCCACAUUUCCAUGGGUUCGUCACUGACAACCUGGAGGAAUGGUAUGAUGGACUCACAUACUGCACCUGGAACGGCCUGGGUCAAAAUCUCACCUCCCAGAAGAUCCUCGACGCACUCGACUCGCUUUCGAAAGAGAACAUCAUCGUCACUAAUCUCAUCAUCGACGACAACUGGCAAUCGCUGGCCAAGGGAGACACACAAUUUGUCCGAGGCUGGUUGGAUUUCGAGGCCAACAAGGAUGGCUUUCCUGAUGGAAUGAAGGCUACAACAUCUGAGAUUCGCAAGCGUCAUCCGAACAUCAAUCACAUUGGUGUCUGGCACGCUCUUCUCGGAUACUGGGGCGGUAUAGAGCCCAACGGAUGGAUCGCCAAGAACUACAAGACGAUCGAGGUGGAAAAGGAAGCUGGCGUGGCAGGAGGAACAUUUACCGUCGUCGCGGCUGAAGAUGCGUCACGAAUGUACAACGACUUCUACAAAUUCCUCUCUGAAUCUGGUAUCGAUUCUGUCAAAACAGACGCCCAGUGCUUCCUCGAUCUCUUGCAGCACGCGCCUGACCGAAGAGCUCUCACGACCGUGUAUCAAGAUGCCUGGACCGUCGCUCAUCUCCGCCACCUCAGUGCCAGAGCCAUCUCAUGCAUGUCACAAAGCCCGCAACUAAUCUUCCACAGCCAGCUUCCAACGGACAAGCCCCGUCUUCUGCUUCGCAACUCCGACGACUUCUUCCCCGAAGUGGCUGCGUCUCAUCCAUGGCACAUCUUCUGCAACGCACACAACAGUCUCCUAACGCAACACCUCAACGCUCUGCCGGAUUGGGACAUGUUCCAAACCUCCCACGAAUGGGGCUCCUUCCACGCAGCCGCUCGUGCCGUGAGCGGCGGACCCAUCUACUUCACCGACGUCCCAGGCCAGCACGACGUGAAGCUCAUCCGACAAAUGACCGCCCAGACUCCACGCGGCAAGACCGUCAUCCUACGCCCCGACAUGAUAGGCAAAGCCAUCGACCCCUACAACAGCAACAAAGCGCUCGCCAUGCUCAAGAUCGGCACCUACGUCGGCUACGCCGAGACGGGUUCGGGCAUCCUAGGCAUCUUCAACGUCUCCGGUCAACACCUAAAUGAGUUCAUCCACCUCGACGACUUCCCCGGCACCGAGACAGGCGAAUACGUCGUCGGUUCCUUUACAUCGGGUGAAGUCUCCCCGCCCAUCAGCAGAGGCCAGCCGCACGCCAUGGUCGGGCUGGAGCUCGAAACAUAUGGCUGGGAUAUCGUCACCGCGUACGCCUUGCGAACCUUCACAGUACGGGAGAAGAAACUCCAAAUCGCCAACAUGGGUCUCCUCGGCAAAAUGACCGGCAGCGCCGCCGUCACAGGCUGCGACAUGUACGUCGAAGACAACGGGCGCCUGAGGAUCUGGACGAUCGUGAAAGCACUCGGCGUGCUCGGAUUGUGGAUUUCGGAUCUACCGGGCAGGAAAGUAGAGGAUCUGAUGGUGAUGAUUUUCGGGAAUCCGAUCCCUGCGGGCACGGUGGGGAAGAAUGAGGUGGAUGGGCGUGUGUUGGAGAUUGAUGUCGAGAGGGCGUGGAGGGAGAGUGGGGAGGAUGCUGGGUGGAAUAAUGAGGUUAGUCUGGAGAUUUUCGUUCAUUAA